AUGGCGGACUCUGAGAAGCAAGUCAACGUCGCUGACAACAAGCAAAUCCAGCUUGCUGAUCCUGAGCAAACAAAGGAGGACUUUGCCAUUGAGCAUCACCGCCAUCAUGAAGUCGAGAUUCUCAACAAGGACUAUGACGACAAGCCCACCGAUGAGGAGAUGGAGACGCUUCGUCGCGUGCCCGGAGCGCUCCCCACCACUGCCUACCUCCUCUGCGCUGUAGAGUUCUGUGAAAGAGCUUCUUACUACGGCUGCGCCCAGAUUUGGACCAACUAUAUCAACCGUCCCCUCCCUGUUGGUGGCAAUGGUUUCGGUGCCGUCCCCGCUGGUAGCCAGGCCACUCAGGGUGCCCUUGGCCUCGGUGAGAAGGUUGCCAACGCCACUGGCCAGUCGUUCAGUCUCAUUGCCUACUGUCUGCCUCUUCUUGUCGGAUAUCUCGCUGAUACCCGAUUUGGUCGCUACCCCAUGAUCUUCUGGGGUAUCAUGCUCUGCGGUAUCGGUCACGUUCUCAUCAUCGCUGGUGGUGCCAAGGAGCUCCUCGAGAACGGUACUGCCAAGAUUCCCUUCUUUAUCGGUGUCUACAUUCUUGCCAUUGGUGCCGCCAUGUUCAAGCCCAACGUCACUCCCCUGCUUCUUGAUCAGAUGCGAAACCACGUACCCAAGGUCGUCACCCUCAAGAGCGGCGAGCGUGUUAUUGAGGAUCCCGAGCAUACUGCUGAGCGCGCCAUGCUGUGGUUCUAUCUUCUCAUCAACAUCGGUGGUUUCAUGUCCACUGCCACCUCCUACUCGGCCAGAUACGUCGGUUGGUGGCUGGCGUUUACCCUGCCUCUCAUCCUCUACCUUCCCCUGCCCUUCCUUCUGAUGUGGCUGAAGCCUCGUCUUGUCAUGCACAAGCCUGGUGGCUCUGAUCUUGUCAAUGUCUUCCGUGUCCUUGGGCACUGCAUGGCCAAGGGCGGCCUCUUCCGCAUCGGCCGCGCCGGAUGGUGGGAGCCUGCCAAGCCCUCCGUCAUUGCCGCGCGUGGUGGCUCCGAGACCCGCUACAACGACGCCUUUGUCGAGGAUGUCAAGCGUACCCUGCAGGCCACUGGCAUGUUCUGCUUCUUCCCUGUUCAGUUCUGGAACGACAACGGCCUCGGCAACUCUGCCAACUACCUGGGCACGAUGCUGAGGGGUAACGGUGUCCCCAACGAUGUCAUUGGCAACUUCAACACCCUCAGCAUUAUCGUUCUCGGCCCCAUCCUCAACUACGGCCUGUACCCUCUCCUGCGCGCUCGCCGCAUCCACUACGGCCCCAUUGCCCGUAUUACCACCGGCUUCUUCCUCAGCACUCUUGGUGGUGUCGGCUAUGCUCUUCUCUGCUGGAAGGCCUACGAGACCAACCCUUGCGGCUACUACGGCUCGUCGGACCCCAAGUGCGUUGACGGCGGUCUCGUGUCGCCCAUCUCUCUGUGGUGGGAGGCCAUUCCGUACGCUCUUGGUGGCUUCUCGGAGCUCUUCAUCAACGUCCCUGCCUAUGGUAUUGCUUACUCGCGCGCUCCGGUCAACAUGCGUGGUCUCGUCUCGUCGAUCAACCUGUUUAACACUGGCUUUGCCUACAUUGUCAACCUGGCGACCUCUGCCGCCAUCGCCGAUCCUCACCUGAUCUGGGUCUUUGCCGGCCCUGCCAUCCUCGGCGCCAUCGUCACCGUCUUCUUCUGGUUCAACUUCAAGCACAUUGACCGUGAGGAGUACGUUCUCUCGACCAACCAGGUCAGCGAGGCGACUGGCACGCGCGAGUACUUUGACGAGAACGAAAUGAACGAGAGCGGCAACCGCCCUCCUUCGAUCACUGCCAACGAGCAGACUGGAAUCUCGCAAAAGAUCUAA
This is a messenger RNA of Cordyceps fumosorosea ARSEF 2679, 1866 nucleotides long. RefSeq names its product Major facilitator superfamily domain, general substrate transporter. Gene Ontology annotation, molecular function: dipeptide transmembrane transporter activity. Bases 1 to 1866 code for a protein of 621 amino acids. Gene Ontology annotation, cellular component: membrane. The record is from RefSeq and is a predicted model, not a curated record. Lineage: Eukaryota; Fungi; Ascomycota; Sordariomycetes; Hypocreales; Cordycipitaceae. The transcript is spliced from 4 exons. Gene Ontology annotation, biological process: transmembrane transport.